AUGGCCUCUCUUGCUGCAGCAAAUGCAGACUUUUGCUUCAACCUGUUCAGAGAGAUAGACAACAGUCAAGAGAGUGGAAAUGUGUUCUUCUCCUCUUUCAGCCUCUUCACCACCCUGGCCCUGGUCCGUCUGGGCGCCCGAGGGGACAGUGCGUCUCGGAUUGAUAAGCUAGGACUCCAAUCUCAACUGAAAAGAGUUCUCUCCGAUAUAAACGCGUCCCACAAGGAUUACCAGCUCAGCAUCUCCAAUGGUGUUUUUGCAGAAAAAGUGUUUGACAUUCAUAAGACACCAGGUAGAGCAAUGGACUCACUCAGUGCUGCAAACGCACGGUUCUGCUUUGAUGUCUUCAAAGAGAUGAGCUAUGACCAUACGGUUGAGAAUCUCUUCAUUUCUCCUUUGGGUCUCCUGUCCACACUGGCUGUAGUGCUCUUUGGGGCCAGAGGCGACAGUGCAUCUCAGAUGGAAGAGGUGCUCCACUUGGAUGAAUUAAAGAGAACUGCAAAUUCUUCAAAUGCAGAGUGUGGACAAGAUACAGGAGUCCAGUCACACAUCCAAGCCCUACUCUCUGAAAUCAGCAAGUCCAGUGACAGUCAAGUUCACAUGGCAAAUGGAAUGUUUGUAGAUGCAGCCCAUCCGUUUCUCCCGAAAUAUUUAGACUGUAUUGAACAACUAUACAAAGUGAAACCUGAAAAUGUGGAUUUCAAAAACAACAUAGAAGAAGCCAGAAUGCAAAUUAACUCAUGGGUUGAAAACAAGACAAAAAGUGAAAUCAAGAGCCUCUCAUCAUCCGACGACAUCAUGUCUUCCGAUCAGUUGGUGCUGGUCAAUGUCAUCUCCUUCCGAGGGAACUGGAAACAUGCAUUUCAGAAAGACCAAACCAGAACUAUGGCUUUCAGGCUGGAUGAGUUACAUAGCAAACCCGUGCAGAUGAUGCAGCUGCAGGGUCGCUUCAAGCUGGGCUCCAUAAAGGAGCCUCGGGUGCAGGUCCUGGAGGUGCCCGACGUAGACGGUUACCUGAGUAUGGUCAUCAUCCUACCCAGAGAGAACCUGGGCCUGGGACAGGUCACCAGAGAAAUCACUUAUGAGAAACUGAAAACCUGGGUCAGCUCACCCAACAUACAAGACACUGCUGUGGAUCUGCGCCUGCCCCGGCUCAGGCUGGACAAGUGCCAGGAAGACCUCACUUCCACAUUGGCGGCCUUGGGAAUGACUGAUAUCUUGGACCCCUCAGUGGCUAACUUUUCUGGCAUAAGUGCAGGAAGAGGCCUCGUAGUCUCCAAGAUAAUCCAGAAGGCCGUUCUAGAGGUUACUGAAGGUGAUUCCAUGUUAGCACUUAACAACUCAACAGGCCAAGUGGAAAAUCCCGAAAUCUUCCAGGUGGAUCGUCCUUUCCUCUUCUUUAUCCUAUGGAAGAAAACACAGACAAUUCUUUUUUAUGGCACAGUAUUCAACCCUUAA
Molecule: messenger RNA, 1458 nt
Organism: Trichechus manatus latirostris (Florida manatee)
Lineage: Eukaryota; Metazoa; Chordata; Mammalia; Sirenia; Trichechidae
Product: ovalbumin
Exons: 9
Coding region: 1-1458 (485 amino acids)
Biological process (GO): negative regulation of endopeptidase activity
Molecular function (GO): serine-type endopeptidase inhibitor activity
Source: RefSeq, a predicted model, not a curated record